AUGGUCCCGAAGACAGCUAAUCAAAAACAUCGACACAUACAACUCAAAGUUCGAUUUAUCCGAUCAUCGAAUGAUCAGAGCCACUCUUCUGAUCUCCAAUUCACAAAUUCAAAGAAUGAUGAGAAGACCUGUCGAACCGAGAAAACCGCGCCUACAACUCCACAAAAAUCUGUACACAAACGAGCUCGAGAAAAUGGAGGAAGUGCUCAAAAGAUGCGAUUACUCCGAUCUGAUAAUCAACAUCAAAAAAUGUGCAGAAGAAUGCUCCACACCAGCACCAAAAAAUCAAAAAAUCAGCAUCGAGACGAUGGAGCUGCUGAAGAAAAGAAAGAUCAUAAUUUCUUCAGAGCACAGCACUCCUCAAGAAAGAAAGAACAUCUCAAAAGAAGCGAGAAACGCCGUGAAACUAGACCUGGAAAAUUGGGAACGCCAAUUGAUUGGAAGAGCUGUAGAGAAAAGGCGAAGUAUAAAAAAGGUGCACCGGAUUAUUGCGGAAAAGUCGGAGAUGUUUGGAAAACUGAAAAGGAACAAUGGCACAACAACCACCAACCGCACAGAAAUCAGAAACGAACUGGUCAACCACUUCACUGA
This is a messenger RNA of Caenorhabditis angaria, 591 nucleotides long. NCBI's taxonomy places the organism in Eukaryota, Metazoa, Nematoda, Chromadorea, Rhabditida, Rhabditidae. The record is from the annotation of a GenBank genome assembly.